AUGUCCCUACUACUGCUGCUGCUCCUGCUGUUACCGCCGGCACCAGUCCAGCUGUGGCCACAGUUGGAGGACCCCUGCCAAUGGCAAGUGGUACUCAACAAGUACAGCACCUUGGGAGGAAAGGGCAGUGAAAGGUUUUUCCAACAAGACCCAAUUUCCGAUGUAGACGAAUUCUUCGACAAACUGGAGGAUUCACCCAUUGACCACACAGAGACGUACAGGGCUUUCCCUUACUUCAUGAAGAUUAACUUCACCUGCCCAGGAGAGAAUUCAGAAGCCUUUGUCCGUGGAGGCCACCUUAAGGGCCUGAUCCCCAUUGUGCUGGUCACCUUCUCCGCCCCCGUGAAUUUCCGGAGAUGGAAAUCAGAGAGGUUGCAAAUCGAGAUGGCGGGGGCACCAUUCAGAAGCCAAGUGCCCUGCUCUGCUGAGGGGGCCUGUGUCAUGAAUUGGUACACCCCGAUGCCCAUGAAGAAUGGCAGUGUAGUGAUGGAAGUUGAAAUCUCUAGCAAUCAACUGGGGGAGCUCAUUGGGAAUGCCAGGUACAUGAUAAAUAUCAAUGGGUAUCUGAAAAAAGACAAGGGCAAACUGAUCUUUACCCUGGGAAGUGAGGUCAGGGCCAUGACCCACAGGGACUUCAUCAAUUCACCAUCGAGGCCUGUCUGGGCUACGGUGGGCCAGGCUCCUGUGCUCAUCCUCGGUGGCAUUCCAGAUGAGAAGAUGAUUCUCAUCUCUGACUCCAGCUUCAAGGAUAUCUCCCUAGUGGAGCUGAACAUCGAUAGCUGCUGGCUGGGCUCUCUUCAUUGUCCUCAGGAGCAGUUCACAGCCUCCAUCUUUGACACCAUCUCCACCGAAAGUGUCCUCUUCAUCCGACAGAACCAACUCGUCUACUAUUUCACUGGCAAUUACUUCCAAAAGGCUGGAAAAGGGCAUAGUACCAGCAAUUGGGUCCAAGUCUUGCAUAGUCGGUGUAUCAAGAAACUUUGUCCUGUGGAACUCCACAGCAAUGGCUCUGAGUACAUCUUGGCCUUGGCUGGGGGCGAAGAGGAGGGCUUCUUUCACUUUGGGACCAUCACAGAUGGCAAAGUGACUUUUAGGAGAAUGCCUAACAUGAAAUCGAUGUGUGACCUCCAGAAAGCCCCAGAGUGUUGGCUCCACUGGGUGGUGUACAACACGGAGGACCACACUUUCUUGCUUCUCAUGGAGUUUGCUCAAGGCAACAAGACGCGUUUCCAGGUUUUACAGUACUCACCAAUUCGUAAAGGCUCCCAUAUGGAUUCAGUCAACUUGCUCUUUCAAAUUCCCCCUUUCAUCCCCCUGGGUGAAGAAAAGGACUUUGUGAUGCUGCUGGGCAUGGAGAAGUACACUGACUACCCCCUGGUGCCCAAGGGUCUCUUCUACAACCCUUUCUCCCACCUGCUGCUCAUUUGGGGCAAUGCUAUUCUGCAGAGCUUUGACAAUAAGAAUUACAUUUACAUGGCCGGCUUCCCCAAGGAGUCCUCAAUAAAGUACAUGGCCAGUUCCUACAAAGGCCAAGUGGUCUGUGUCACUGAGACUGAGGAGAUCUGGUUCAUUGUUGAAGGCAGCUUCAAGGUGUAUCGUCUGUACCCAUCAGGUGGCUGGGACAUUCUUUUCGCCCUUUCCCAGAUGCAGGGCUCAAGUCUAUAUUCAACCAAUGAGACCUCAGUCAGCAUCUUCUUUGAUAGUAUGGGUCUGCAGCAGCUAGUUUACCUGGUUAACCAGAAAGGGGAAGGAAAGCUGGUGAAAAGGCAUCUGCCAAUGAAUCAAAUCCUGGUGUAUGAGCUGCUGGAUCUAACUACAUAUGAGAUCGAUAGUGACCUGGUUCCAACAACCCUCUCCUACAAUAAUCCCUGCCCUUUCGAAAUUUUGAGGCUGGUGAACCUGCCAAACCCACAAAAAUACACACGGAUGGAGCGCUACCAUGCAGAGGCACCUUUGGUGAACUCUGAGUCUGGGUUCCACACCAAAGUCUCUUUGGCCAUCUACCAGGGCCUUGUCUACCACCUCCUCUUGCUGCAUGCCAAGUAUAAUAAGCCCUAUGCUGAUCCUGUCCAUGACCCCACCUGGAGUUGGUGGAAGGAUAAGAAGCAACAUAAGGAUUUCUAUUUUUAUAAAGCAAGUAAUUUUCAGACUAUGUAUGGAGUGCACAUUAAAAUGGAUGGCUAUGAAAAGCUUUAUAAAUUGAAUGCCCAGAAUCUCCUGCCUGAAUACAUCUACCUGGACAAGGGGACCAUCUACAGCUUCUCCAUUUACCUUAUGUGUCACAAAACUACUUGGAAAAACACCUUCCUGGGCAAACAGAGGCAUUUGCGUCUGGCUGUGAUAUUGGCCGACCCCAUGUGUGUGUCAGCAACAGUGAAUGAACAUUAUCUCAUUAACCGAAAUGCCAUCCUCUUCCAGGUGUCUGUCAAGGACAAACUCAGAUGUUUCGAUCAAAGCAUCAGUGGACAUAACCUGAUGAAAACAGCCUUAUUCAUCAAGGUGGUCGGCUCAGCUGGGAAGUGCUUUCAUAGAACCCAAUAUGGAUAUGUGAUGCAGGGCAAUAACAUGAUCCCCAUGUUCAUCGGCUGUCCCCCAGGCAAGCGGUUGGCCUUUGACAUCACCUUGACCCUUCAGCAGAACAAGGAGACCAAUAAAAGAUACUUUGACUGCGUGUACCCAGACCCUGAAAUGCCUUGCUUCUUAUUCAGUGAUCCUUUCUUCCCUUUCUUCCUAAUCCAAGACCUGGUGACUGGUGAGUCAGGAAGCUUCAAUGGCAGCUAUGUCCUGAAGGUGAUUGGAGGAGGAACUUCCCAGGAUCACAUUGUGGAUUACUCAGAGGCUGACAUCUUCCGCUACAACAGUCCUACAGACAAUACCGACAGCCUCAUCUGGAUUGCCAGGGACAGCCCGAUGGCUAGCGAUUCCUUUAGCAUCCUGAGCAAUAACAGCUCUGGCAUUGAGUGGCUGUGCCUGAGGAAUUCUCCUUGUUAUGACAUCAUUCCCAACUCUAUCUUUUCUCCUGAUUUCUUUUUCAAAAUCAUGGUGAGCAACAGGGGUGUGGACACCAGCACCUACUGCGAUUAUCAACUCAUCUUCAUCCUCCACAUCCAUGGCCUCCCACUCAGCAAUCACAAGGCCCUCUUGUUCCUGUGGGUAACCAUAACUGUACAGUUAGCCUUUAUUUUCCUCUACGUCUCCUGCUGCUUCUUCUGGCCAGGCUUGAAGCAAUGGUGGUCGCACUUUAAGUGGAAGCUCAAUGAUAUCAUCAUGGCAGAGUCUUUCUCAACAUACUCAUCCUCCAGCAGUUCUCUCCCCUCCACGAUCAGUAUGAAGGUCAAUGAAUUACAGACCACUGACACAGAAACGAAUUCUUUCCCAAAGUCAAGACCCAAGAAAAAAACCUGA
Messenger RNA from Trichosurus vulpecula (common brushtail), 3405 nucleotides. It is a transcript of the gene CATSPERG, whose product is annotated as cation channel sperm associated auxiliary subunit gamma. Gene Ontology annotation, cellular component: sperm principal piece; CatSper complex; motile cilium. The coding region runs from base 1 to 3405 and encodes 1134 amino acids. NCBI's taxonomy places the organism in Eukaryota, Metazoa, Chordata, Mammalia, Diprotodontia, Phalangeridae. The transcript is spliced from 28 exons. The record is from RefSeq and is a predicted model, not a curated record.